Alternaria metachromatica is the source of this 1209-nucleotide messenger RNA. RefSeq lists its product as uncharacterized. The coding region runs from base 1 to 1209 and encodes 402 amino acids. The record is from RefSeq and is a predicted model, not a curated record. The transcript has 3 exons. Lineage: Eukaryota; Fungi; Ascomycota; Dothideomycetes; Pleosporales; Pleosporaceae.
AUGCCACCAGAAUUUACAGCCCUGAUCCAAGAAUGCACCAGAGGAUCAACCAAGGCUUCAUCAUACCUUUCUCGCCUGGGGCUGCUAAACGGGUUCACCGACCCCACAAAGCCAGGACGACCAGGAUUCAAGUCGAAUGAUACAAUUCGAAAAUUCUGGAAAGCCACGAACGACAAGGUUCAUGCAAUUGCGCUGCUUUACAAGUCAAGAAACGCCAUACGCGAAGCACUUGUCAGCCAGCGUAUUACUCUGGACGAAACUGUCAACGAGUGUCUCGAGGGGGCUGGGCCUAGGAUAUGGAGUGACGGAGUGGUAGCAGAGUUUCUCACUACUCCUGAUGUUACUGGGGCGCUCAGUGAAGCCCUUGAUGCCGAGUCUGCUCCCAAAUCCAAGAACGCUUCAGAGUUCGCCGAGAGAGGGUACCCGAGACACCUCAUCUAUGGAGAUCCUGAUGAUCGAAACAAACGCAAAGGGAAAUCCUCUGACGCCGCGCCCGAAACCGAGGAUCCCAAACCGCCAACAAGCUUCAUGGACGCCGUACGCGCCGCUUUGGAGAACAGCAAGCGUAAACAGAGCAGAUCCCAAGUCGGCAGUAACCCAGGGAAAGCCAGUGAGUCAUCCGUCAAGGACAGGGCCAACUUGACAGAAAAUGGUAUGGACGCCCAGUUCCUCCAUGAUCGGGGUAAGCUGGGAAUCCAGCUCCUUGGUCUUUUCGAAUCACAGAAUCCCGAACGCCAAGACGUUGCAGAGAUGCAAAAGGUUGUGGGACACAUCGACAUGAUGGCCGUGAAAUAUAGUGAAGAGCUCAGGGAGGGACUGGAAAGCAGCAAGUACGAGAAGUACAAAGGAGCUCUGGAAAAAUGGCUAACAUGCACGCGAACACUUGUCGAGUACCGCGAGGCUACUGGUCUUUCCGGCGAUGGCCAAGCCAUAUUAACCGGCUUCAAAGCCCUGCCAGUGGAGAAGAAGAAGGCGGGACGUCCUUACUUCAUGAAGGUUGAAGAGAUCCGAGCAUGGCGUGAGUGUGAUAGUACGGCGCUUCCAGGAUUCUGUAAAGAGGUGGGUUCCAUGCUUUUGAAGAUGGCCAGUUUUCCCACGUUGGGCAAGGAGUCAGAGUUGGGUAUGGAGCUAGAUGAGCUUCUUCUAGGUCUGAUCCCUUUCACGACGCGGCUGAUGGAAUGCUUCCUGGCCACGCCGCCCAAUCCCUGA